AUGGGGAAUACAGCAAAGAAACAUCAGCUAGAUGAGUACCUCAACGUCGGAAGCUCUUAUAGACAAAGCCGUCAGUUUAAACUGGCAAUUGUAAACUUACAACGAGCGUUGAUAUUAGCCAAGGAACUGAAAGACGGAAAGAAAGAAUUCAAGGGAAACAUUGAGUUAGGUACUGCCUAUAUAAGGGACAAUCAGAUUCAAACGGCAAUGGAAUACUAUGAGCAAGCUUUGGAAAUUGCAAAAAAACGAAAAGAUCAAACUCAGCGGAGACAACGGCAUACCUUCGGUUGGGACUUGUUUAUAGAUUAAACAAUUAGUUUGAAACGGCAAUUAAAUACUAUGAGCAAGCCUUGGAAAUUGCAAAAGAACGAAAAGAUCAAGAUCAGGAGACAAAGGCAUACCUUAGGUUAGGUUAGGACUUGUUUAUAGAUGGAAGAAUCAGUUUGAAACGGCAACUAAAUACUAUGAGCAAGCCUUGGAAAUUGGAAAAGAACGAAACCAUCAAGCUCACGAGACAACGGCAUACCUUCGGUUAGGACUUGUUUGUAGAUUAAACAAUCAGUUUGAAACGGCAAUUAAAUACUAUGAGCAAGCCUUGGAAAUUGCAAAAGAACGAAAAGGUCAAGAUCAGGAGACAAUGGCAUACCUUCGGUUAGGACUUGUUUGUAGAUCCAAAAAUCAGUGUCAAACGGCAACUAAAUACUAUGAGCAAGCCUUGGAAAUUGCAAAAGAACGAAAAGAUCAACAUCGGGAGACAACAGCAUACCUUAACUUAGGAGAUGUUUAUAGAUUAAACAAUCAGUUUGAAACGGCAACUAAAUACAAUGAGCAAGCCUUGGAAAUUGCAAAAGAACGAAAAGAUCAACAUCAGGAAACAACAGCAUACCUUAACUUAGGAGAUGUUUAUAGAUUAAACAAUCAGUUUGAAACGGCAACUAAAUACUAUGAGCAAGCCUUGGAAAUUGCAAAAGAACGAAAAGACCAAGCUCAGGAGACAAUGGCAUACCUUGGGUUAGGAGAUGUUUAUAGAUUAAACAAUCACUUUGAAACGGCAAUUAAAUACUAUGAGCAAGCCUUGGGAAUUGCAAAUGAACGAAAAGACGAAGCUCACGAGACAACGGCAUACCUUAACAUAGAUCUACAUAGGACAGGCUUACAGAUUGAACAAUCAGUUUCAAACGGCAACUAA
Molecule: messenger RNA, 1189 nt
Organism: Paramuricea clavata
Lineage: Eukaryota; Metazoa; Cnidaria; Anthozoa; Malacalcyonacea; Plexauridae
Source: the annotation of a GenBank genome assembly